AUGCAGACCAACAUUCUCGCGCUUCUCGCUCUGGCAGGUGCCUCUCUGGCAGCCUCGCCAGUCGGAGGAGGCUCCUGGACAAAAGUAUCUCCCAGCUUCGAUAUCCAACAGUGCGCAGGAGGCAAAGUUAGCGGAAAUAGCUUCAGCAUUCCCAAGAGCCCAAAUGGCGAUACAGGUGGCUCGGGAUGUUCCAAUGGUCACCUGCGAGCUGAGCGCCGGUACAGAAACAACUAUUCUUCCGGCGUUCACCAAUUUGCCGGCACAUUUACAAUCAACAGCAAGGGCGGUGACAGAAUCGCCAUUCAGCAAACUUUCGACGAGGAUGAUGGUCCUUAUUUCAUUAUGGCCGUCAAAGGCAGCGAUUUGUACAGCGUUGAAGGAGGUGGCACUAUUGCCAGUGGUGUAGCCGGUGUUGGAAAGAAAGUCACCAUCAACACUAUUCAUGACGUCGGACAGAAGAAGUUUACUGUGUACGUGAAUGGCGUUCAGAAAUUUUCCGAGAGUGCACCCUCCGGAAACUUUUAUAACAAGCUGGGGUGCUAUACCACAAACAGCGGCACGGGUCCCAUGAGCAUCACAUGGGAUGAUGUCGCCUUUUGGACAAGAUAG
Pochonia chlamydosporia 170 is the source of this 609-nucleotide messenger RNA. RefSeq lists its product as hypothetical. The transcript has a single exon. The record is from RefSeq and is a predicted model, not a curated record. The coding region runs from base 1 to 609 and encodes 202 amino acids. Lineage: Eukaryota; Fungi; Ascomycota; Sordariomycetes; Hypocreales; Clavicipitaceae.